AAUCAGUUAUGAGAUAUGCUCUUAACUUUUCCUUUUAACUUCCAUUUUCUGUACAGGCCUGAGGGCAUUGAACGUCAAUACAGGAAAAAGUGUGCAAAGUGUGGAUUGCCGCUCUUCUACCAGUCCCAGCCGAAGAAUGCUCCUGUGACCUUCAUUGUGGAUGGAGCAGUAGUGAAAUUUGGCCAAGGCUUUGGGAAAACCAAUAUAUAUACUCAGAAACAAGAGCCUCCUAAGAAGGUUAUGAUGACCAAAAGGACUAAAGACAUGGGCAAGUUCAGCUCUGUUACUGUGUCUACCAUUGAUGAAGAAGAAGAAGAGAUAGAGGCUAGGGAAGUUGCUGACUCCUAUGCGCAGAACGCCAAAGUGAUUGAAAAGCAGCUGGAGCGCAAAGGCAUGAGCAAGAGGCGGCUGCAGGAGUUGGCUGAAUUGGAAGCCAAGAAAGCAAAAAUGAAGGGGACCCUGAUCGACAACCAGUUCAAAUAAUCAGGAUCUUUCUGAGUUCAGACUGGAGGCAGCACUUAGAUCGGGAAGAACAGCUUCAAGAUCUCAUGUUCUGGUUCCUGUUUGUCCCAGGAGGGUUUUCUGACCAUCCCCAUUGGUUUUCUGACACUGUUUUUCUUUUCUUUCAUUUAAGUCCUUGACUCCAUUUCACUUGCUUUCUAGGAUGUAGGUUGUUUGUAAAAUCUCUGUAUAUGUUUUCUGUCUUUCUUGUCUUUGGGAUCAGGUCUUGUUACAUACCAGAGCAUGGCCUUGAACUUCGGGGGCCUCCUGUCUUAGCCUCUGUAGUGCGAAGUUCCAGGACCACAGCACCACACCUGGCUUCUGUAGCAGUCCUCUUUUCUUUUGAAGUAUACUUCUUCUGUGACAUGGCUAGAGCUAGUAAGCAUUUGAAUGUCUCUAGUCUCUGGCGUAGAUGUCUUUUCUUUCUUCUUCAAAGUUAUUGCAGUGUUUAAAGAUUUUUUUUAAAUAUGGUAUGGGAGGAAAGUAGCAAAAAUUAAGUUUAAAAUUACAACCAGGUGGAUCCUUUUAAGAAACACUGUCAGCUGGGAGAUGGCUCAGCGGUUAAGAGCACUGGCUGCUCUUCCAAAAGUCCUGAGCUCAAUUCCCAGCAACCACAUGGUUUCUUAUAACCAUCUGUCAUGGGAUCUGAUGCCCUCUUCUGAAAACAGUGUGCUCACAUACAUAAUAUAAAUAAAUAAGUCUUAGAAAGAAAAAGAGUAAUUUUAAAAAAGAGAGAAAAGAAACGGCCUCUAAUCUUUGAACUAUUCUUAGAAUUGACUAUGGUUUGAAUCUUUCUCCUAUCAUUAGAGAUCAAUUAGAAACCCUGAAUCUGCAGAAAUAUUUCUUUUCUCGAAAUAUUAGAAUUAUAGGUGAACCAUGCUAUGUCAGACUUCAGAAUAAAAGAAGGAAAAGCCAUGUGGCUGUGGGAGUAGCUCAGUAGUGGAAUGCAUGCUAGGCGUGUGUGAGGGCAUCCCCAGCACCAAAAAAAUAAAUUAAAAAAAAAAAAAAAAAGGAAAGCCAGAUCA
This is a messenger RNA of Mastomys coucha (southern multimammate mouse), 1526 nucleotides long. RefSeq names its product chromosome X CXorf56 homolog (gene Steep1). The transcript is spliced from 5 exons. Lineage: Eukaryota; Metazoa; Chordata; Mammalia; Rodentia; Muridae. The coding region runs from base 16 to 483 and encodes 155 amino acids. The record is from RefSeq and is a predicted model, not a curated record.